Messenger RNA from Theobroma cacao (cacao), 3047 nucleotides. Lineage: Eukaryota; Viridiplantae; Streptophyta; Magnoliopsida; Malvales; Malvaceae. The record is from RefSeq and is a predicted model, not a curated record.
AGCCACUAAAGCUACCCACUAAUCUCAGUCUAUUGGGCCUAUUCCUACUCCUACUGCUAAAGCUACUGCUAUUGAUACGUGCAAAAUAUAGGUGCUUCCCACUCCUAGUCCUACUCUUCCUCUGCUUUCAGUGAAGUUGCUAUUUAGGAAGAUAUGGGAUUAGUUUGAAAAUGCAAUUCAUAUCAUCUCUCGAUUCAAAAUGGAUAGAGUAAGAUUCUGGAUCUUAUUAUACGAUGGCACUCGCAAAGGCAAAGCCCUUCUUCUUGCAAGAGACCAUUCCCUCACAGCUGAGUCAAGGAAACCAGAGUCAAUAGCUUCAUUUAGGCAUGAAAAGCGAUCUUUAUCUUUCUCCGUAACUAGAAAUUUCAUAAGAGAAGAAAGAUCGUAGCGUAGAAAAGAAAGAACGUUUUGAUUCGAGGCGGAUCCCUUUUUUGUUUGUCUUUACGGGUUGAGUAAACAAAACAAAUAAAAAAGCUUUCUCGUUAUUUUUAACACACUCUAAUGACAAAGCGUCCGUUCACGUCAAGAAUAGAGGUUUUUGAUGUAGUUGCUAUUUGUUUAGUUUUUUGUUAGUAGAGAUUGGGUUGGUGUUCAGUGUACCGGUCCAAUAGAAUAGAAAGGAACGAGGGGAAGAAGCGGGGUAGAGGAAUUGGUCGACUCAUCAGACUCAUGAUCUGGAGAAUGCAGGUUCGAAUCCUGUCCCCGCCUAAUUUUCGAGAAAGGGUCCCCCCCCCCCAACCGCCCAUCUGGACUAGCUGCGCUGUCAAAAGCAAAGCCAUAGCAGGAUAGGGCAAUAAUAACAAAUGUACCAUGAUGAGAUUGAAUCAACUUAUCGUAUUUUUUCCCCUGCUCGGUAGUGGAGUAGCAGGUUUUUUCGGACGUUUUCUAGGAUCAGAAGGAAUUGCUAUAAUUACCGAAGGUAAAAAUCUCGUGCUUUGUGCAAUAGUGAUUUUAGGCUGGAUCUUUAUAUUUCGUCUUUUUUGUAUUCGUUUGAAUAAAAAGUAUCGCUUUCUACUUUUCUUUUUUUAUAUGUUGUUAUAUUUAUAUAUAUAUAUAUUUUGCUAUCUUCUACGCAUCUACCUUGUUUCUUGGUUAGGUCUCUGCCUUAGUGGGAUUCUUUCCACUUUUUUAAUUUUGAAUGUGUCGGAUGGGGAAAUCAUUCCCUAUUCCAGCCCAGCAAACUCCUCAUCGGAAGAUUCAUUCGGGCUCCAGGUCCUGUCGGAGCCUUGGCCCGUUACUCACAAUAUAGCCUUAGAGUCCUCCAUGAGAAAUAGGAUAUUGACAAUGGAAAAUACGAAUUGCAUUUUUCUCCUUGAUAAGGAUAGGGGGGUAUAUUGGGCAGAAGUGCAAAAUUCACUCGACAAUUGUUCCUCUCAAAAGGAAUAUAACCAAUUGAUCGAAUUAGAAAAUAGGGAUCUCCAGAUCCGGGAGCUGAAACAUGAAUGUUAUUCCCUUUUUCAACAAAUGCUUACUGAGCAUCCUGCCUUGGCCGAAAAUGCCCCCAAAGAAGCCUUUAUCGACUUUUUGGAUGAGAAACGCGAUGAACUUGACCAACAAGGCGGAAAUAGAUUAGUGAAGGACCAGAGAGAACUCGAAUUUUUGAAUGUACUUUCACACGAUCUACGAACACAUGGCCCAAACUCCGCCUAUAUAAAAACAAUACUUGGCGGUUGAUAAUUUUUAUGUCUGUUGAAGUCGUGUACCAAUGGUUUACUUCUUUUGUAUUAUAGACGGGGGCCACCAUGUAGAGAUCUCUGUCGUAUUCCGACGAAAUGCUAUUUAUUCUAGGAGGACGACAGACCCAUCACGAUCGACUAAAAGGAAAGUCGCCCGGAGAUAUUGGUUCAAAUCCGAUUCGUGAGAUGGCAGUGAUCUAUAGUGUAGAGUGAGUCCCUCCCACCUCUUUUCUCUUAUGACUUAUCUUAUGAUAGGGAUAGUGUUCUUAGUGGAAAUAUGCUACUUGCUAAUAGCUAUAAAAUAAAGUAUGCUUCCCGGGUAAGCAAAAAUGCCUACAGGGGCUUACGACUGCAUGGGCUUAGCUUAAGACUGGCACUUAUAAGAUUGCUGGGAACUGGACUAGAGCUAUAAGGUAGCUUUUUCCUGGCUGAAUUGCUCGUAUAGAAAGUAUUCUAUUCUAUAGCUCGCAUGGAAGAGAGCUGGCAGGAGCUUACUAAAGCGAUUAGAAAAUAGGCUGACUUCCGGGAUGAAAUAGAAUUCGAUCGAUAGCGAUUGGGAGAGGGCUUCUUACAAAGCAAAAGGGGCAUUUUUUUACUCUACUGACUUUGAGAGGGCUGAAAUCACUUGUGAAAGUGGAGGGAUUUACUGGUUUCACACAAAAGCCAGGAAUGAGAUAACUCGAUCUAUUGGGGGAGUAGUUUCCUUUAGGCCGAUUUUGAUCCCCCUUCAACGUAUACAUAAAAUUUUAAAGCCCUGGUGGGGGGUGCUGUGAGCAAUUCAGUCUUGAAGUGACUUGCUGGGAAUGAAUUCGAUUACUUGAUUGACAUUGACAGAUAUGUGUACCACAUCGAAGAAGCAAUAUGAAAUUUCUAGUUAGAGGGGAAGAUCACUCCCAAAAUCAAAGCAGCCUCCUUCUAUUUCUAUUAUAUACGAUACCACCAGACGUUUUUCUCCCUCGCAGUCAAAACUCUCCUCUCCCAAGACGAGGGAUGGUCCCGCUUCUUCAUUGAGAAAUUCUAGGUUAACCGAAAGGGGCAGUCAGUUGGAACCCCGUACUGAAGCAAAGGACCUGUCUUAGUCAUCAAAUCCAGGAUAUGGUGGAAUAGUCCCAGUUUGCGAAGUCUCGCCUCUCCUUGAUUAAAGAGUGGUGGGGCCAGAAGCCGGGUCAAGGUCGGGUGGUAGGUCAGGGAAGAAGCUAACCAUAGAAAGAAGUCAGGCUUUCAGCUCCGGGGUUCUUGGUCAAUGAUGUCGUUCACUUCUCACCUUCCUCUUUUUACUGUAAAAGGAGGCCACCAAAGGUCAUUUUUGAGUGGGUUUAGAGGGCCUUUUUCCUUCCUUCGUUUGGUAGGCGAGUCAACGAUAGAGCGAAA